Schistocerca cancellata (South American locust) is the source of this 2527-nucleotide messenger RNA. Its product is annotated as zinc finger protein 83-like. Gene Ontology annotation, cellular component: nucleus. The record is from RefSeq and is a predicted model, not a curated record. The transcript is spliced from 6 exons. The coding region runs from base 572 to 1912 and encodes 446 amino acids. Lineage: Eukaryota; Metazoa; Arthropoda; Insecta; Orthoptera; Acrididae. Gene Ontology annotation, molecular function: DNA-binding transcription factor activity, RNA polymerase II-specific; RNA polymerase II cis-regulatory region sequence-specific DNA binding. Gene Ontology annotation, biological process: regulation of transcription by RNA polymerase II.
UCCUGUCAUGGUGGGAAUGUGUAUGUUUUCAUUGCCGCGAUCUUGAAUUUUGCAGAAAUACAUCAGUGUCGUAAUAAUAAUAAAAAAUAAAAUUACAGGCUGACGCUGAUAUUCACAUAUACACUUAUCUCAACGUUGUAAACCCGAGAAAUAGUUCGUGAUUAUUCGUAAAGCGAUUUUAUCAACAUCGUGCAUUUUUGGUCAACGUAACAUCGAAAAUAUACUGUUUUGAUCUUGUUGGCUCAACGUGCUCCAAAGUAAUCGUAAUCGUCGAUAUGAUGGUUGAAUUAGUGUUAACAGUUUCGAUGUAUAGGACAGCUAGCUGAUAUCAUGUGAUUGUUAUAUUUACCAGUACAAACAAUUCUAGUUUCACUAUGCAUCUAAGUAUUUUAGAUAGGCCUCCGUUUUCUUUAAUCAUCACAAAUUACGCGUGUUGUGGUGCAAUUAAUUAGUGCAAUAAUGAUUUAAAUAAUGAGUUCUUAACCGAAGUAGCGGUUAUACUACUGCAUGUGGCUGUUGUAUCGUGUUGUGUCAUGUGAAGAACAAACAGGAAACUAGAAUUGCAGCAGCUAUGGAACAUGAAACAAUUGGUUGGGUGAAAAAAGAAGUGAUGCAAUUGGAACCUAGCUCCACGCUCCUAGAAGAGCCAUCAGGAAUCACAACUUCAAGUGAUUAUGUAAAAAUGGAUCCAGAACUAAAAGUAGAAGUGACUGCUACUGAAUGGAAUGUUUAUCCACUUGCUGUUGAUGCACUUUCCAACUGUGAUUUACGGAGCAUUAAGAAAGAGGUUCCUGAAGAGCCAUUAGCAGUCUCAGAGUUCACUAGCUGUUUUAAAGAGGAACCAGACGUAGAUUUAGGGAUCGACACAACUGACAGUAAUGUCGUCUCAAAUGUCCAAUGGAAACUACGUACUUCUUCCUUCUGCAGUGCAAGUAAUAUGAGCAUGAUGGGGAAUAACUUUGGUGACUUCACCUGUAGUACAUGCCUACAAAGAUUUUCAUCAAAAUACAGCCUCAUAAUGCACGUGUUCAUUCAUAUUGAUGCUGUGGAUGUGCCAUCACAUGUUUGUAGAUGUUGUGGUGAAGUGUUUCACAGUGAUAAUUGUCUGAAUAAGCACAUGAUGAAAAAAGAGGAAGAUAGGACUCUAAUUGCUCACCCACUUGCUGACACCAGGAAGUUACAUAAAUGUAGUGGUAUGUGUUCAUGUGGGCAGUUUACAAACAUUGAUCAUAUAUCACAGAGGUGCUAUAGUGAACCCGAUAACUACUCUCUUUGUCGAAACAACUCUAAAUUAGUUUCUACAUGCACAGUACACACAAAGCCAUACAAAUGUGGCAAAUGUUGCAAAUCCUUUGCUUAUGCUUCUCGUCUCCAAGCCCAUGCUGUAGUGCAUUCUGGAAUAAAGUCAUACAAAUGUGAUGUUUGUGGCAAACUGUUUGCAAGAUGUGAUCAUCUUAAAAAUCACAAAUUAGUGCAUUCUAAAGUAAAGUCAUACAAAUGUGAUGUUUGUGGCAAACUGUUUGCUAGAGUUCAUAAUCUCAAGAAUCAUGCUUUAGUGCAUUCUGGAGUGAAAUCAUACAAAUGUGAUACUUGUGGCAAAUUGUUUGCUCGAGUUCAUAAUCUCAAUGCCCAUGCAGUAAUGCAUCUUGGGGUGAAAUCACACAAAUGUCAUGUUUGUGAAAAAUUGUUUACUAGAAUUGAUAAUCUCAAAAGCCAUAUCCUAUUGCAUUCUAAAGUGAAGUCACAUAAAUGUAAUGUUUGUGGCAAAAUGUUUGCUAGAGCUGAUUAUCUCAAAUACCAUGAGCAAGCACUGCAUCCUGGCAUGAAACCACAUAAAUGUGAUGUGUGUGGCGAAUCUUUUGCUACCCUUCGUGAUGUCAAGUACCAUUUAUUAGUACAUUCUGGGGCAUAAUCACGGCAGUGUAAUGUCCAUCAUAAUUACUGGAGUUGGUGUACUUAAUGUCCAUUUAGUAGCGCAUUCUCAUAUGAAGGAAAUCUUUUGCAAGGAUUUUUUAUCUCAAAAUUCAUAUGCUAGAUGCAUUCUUAAAUUAAGAGACAUAUAGCUUCAGAUAAAAUAAUGAAAGAUGCUCAUACUAGUUGUGUGCACACAAAGUUUGCACUUAGUUAAUUGUUUGAACAUUAUUGCGAGAUUUGCCAUGGGAGUUUUAUUUGUGUGUGUGAAUGUGUCCUUCUUUGUCACAAUAAAUAUCCAUAUUUUUUUGUGACACAUAUAUUUUGUAUGUGUAAGCAGAGGAAAGUGGAUAUAAAAAAGAUGAUCUCUGUUUCUGUAGUUUUGUUCCAUAACUUGUUUAUAGCAUUGAUGUGCAGCUGUUCGAAGAUUCUGGCAAGCAUGCUUAAGAUUAAUAUUUGAGUCCUUUUAUUUGUCUAAAAGGAUAGAAAAGCAUGUGUGCAGUGGGAGACUUGUACCGGAAUGUGUAGUUAGUUAAAAAGUACCAUAUAAUGUUAAAAUUCAGUUCCAGGACUGACUUUUGCCAUGCCCAAUGUUUCUUGUAAUACGUAAAGUACA